AUGUCCCAUGACGGAGAAGAAGAACCUGGAAUAUCCAGAAAGAUAAACUCAGUAGAUGAUAUUAUUAUCAAAUGUCAAUGUUGGGUCGAAAAGAACGAUGAAGAACGUCUAGCUGAAAUUUUAUCGAUAAACACAAGAAAAUUACCACCAAAAUUUUAUGUUCACUAUGUUAAUUACAAUAAGCGUUUGGAUGAGUGGAUUACCACUGACAGAAUAAACCUCGAUAAAGAAGUGCUAUAUCCGAAACUAAAGACAGCUGAUGAUGAGGAGAACAAGAGGCAAAAGAAAAAAAAGACAACAACUGCCAAUGCUACACUGCAAGAGCCGUUAAAGGACGGUGUAGAUGGUAUCUCAAGAGAAAGCACAGAUGUUAUGGAUUUAGAUAAUCUUAAUGUACAAGGGAUAAAAGAUGAGAAUAUAUCACACGAGGAUGAAAUCAAAAAACUUAGGACCUCUGGUUCAAUGACACAAAAUCCACAUGAGGUAGCGCGAGUUAGAAACCUGAAUCGAAUUGUUAUGGGAAAGUAUGAAAUUGAACCGUGGUAUUUCUCCCCAUAUCCUAUUGAAUUAACUGAUGAGGAUUUUAUUUAUAUUGACGAUUUCACACUACAGUACUUUGGAUCUAAGAAACAAUAUGAGCGUUACAGAAAAAAAUGCACAUUAAGACAUCCACCAGGAAAUGAAAUUUACCGAGACGAUUAUGUUUCAUUUUUUGAAAUCGAUGGCAGGAAGCAAAGAACAUGGUGCCGUAAUUUGUGCUUGCUUUCUAAGCUUUUCCUAGAUCAUAAAACAUUGUAUUACGACGUUGAUCCAUUCUUAUUCUACUGUAUGACAAGACGAGAUGAAUUGGGUCAUCACCUGGUGGGAUAUUUCUCCAAGGAAAAAGAAUCUGCAGAUGGUUACAAUGUCGCAUGUAUCUUGACGCUACCACAGUACCAAAGAAUGGGAUAUGGUAAGUUGUUAAUCCAAUUUUCUUAUGAGUUGUCGAAAAAGGAGAACAAAGUCGGUUCCCCUGAGAAACCUUUAUCUGAUUUGGGUCUCUUAUCCUACAGAGCGUACUGGUCGGACACUUUGAUAACGCUACUAGUGGAGCACCAGAAGGAGAUUACGAUCGACGAAAUAAGUUCAAUAACUUCGAUGACUACAACAGAUAUACUGCACACAGCAAAAACAUUGAAUAUUCUUCGAUAUUACAAGGGUCAACACAUUAUUUUCUUAAACGAAGAUAUUCUAGAUAGAUAUAACCGACUGAAAGCCAAAAAGAGAAGAACCAUAGAUGCCAGUAGGUUGAUAUGGAAACCGCCAGUAUUUACUGCUUCUCAGUUACGCUUUGCCUGGUAA
Messenger RNA from Saccharomyces mikatae IFO 1815, 1341 nucleotides. It is a transcript of the gene ESA1, whose product is annotated as NuA4 histone acetyltransferase complex catalytic subunit ESA1. The record is from RefSeq and is a predicted model, not a curated record. Gene Ontology annotation, molecular function: histone acetyltransferase activity. Bases 1 to 1341 code for a protein of 446 amino acids. The transcript has a single exon. Gene Ontology annotation, biological process: regulation of DNA-templated transcription. NCBI's taxonomy places the organism in Eukaryota, Fungi, Ascomycota, Saccharomycetes, Saccharomycetales, Saccharomycetaceae.